This is a messenger RNA of Camellia sinensis, 475 nucleotides long. Lineage: Eukaryota; Viridiplantae; Streptophyta; Magnoliopsida; Ericales; Theaceae. The record is from RefSeq and is a predicted model, not a curated record.
CUCUUGCAAAGCUUCAAUUCUAUUCAAACAUAUUCACUUGUGUGAGAAGUGAGAACCCCUCUCUCUCUCUCUCUCUCUCUCUGUCUCGCAAAAUUAGAGAUGAAGAUGAGUAGCACCACCAUGGGAGGGUCCAAGAGGAGGAUAUCAAGCAGAGGACUUGGAGGGGUCCUUAAAGAGCAAAGGACUAGGCUCUACAUUAUAAGGAGAUGUGUAGUCAUGCUACUUUGUUGGCAUGAAUGAAUGAAUAUCAUCAUUCCAUGAAGAUCAAGAUUGUUCUUUUCCUUCUUUUUUUUAUCCAACUCUUUUUUGGUUCUCUUUUUGGAGUGUAAAUAGCAUCGGUAGAUAUUAUUAGGGAGGUUUAGAACAAAGUUUUGUACCAAUUGGCCUCUUGUUGGGCUUGAUGUUUAUCAAAUUAUUAGCUUCGAUUUAAACUACGGUUUUGAUCAACAAAUUAUUUAUCAAUGUUGUUUGAUUU